Lactuca virosa is the source of this 3727-nucleotide messenger RNA. The record is from the annotation of a GenBank genome assembly. Lineage: Eukaryota; Viridiplantae; Streptophyta; Magnoliopsida; Asterales; Asteraceae.
AUGGUUGGUCUUUUCGCUGUAAAUCACAACGCCGGAGCUUUUUCCAGCGAAAUCCAUCUCUCUCUGAUUAUUUUAGUUUUCGACCUUAAGAAACCAGGCUACAAAUUAGUCUUAUUCAACUGGGCAACUGAACUAAGAGAGGCAAUAAAUCUCUGGAAAAUUGAAGCUUGCAGCUUUCACCUUCUUCUUUUCCACCACAAAACCAAAGAAAGAAGCUUCUCCAUUCCCAUGGCUGUUGCUACAUCUGAAAGGUGGAUCGAUGGUCUACAAUUCUCUUCACUGUUUUGGCCCCCACCACCAGAUCCAGAACAACGAAAGGCACAAAUCACAGCAUAUGUUGAUUAUUUGGGUCAAUUCACAUCAGAGCAAUUUCCUGAAGAUAUUGCUGAGUUGAUUCGCCAUCGAUAUCCAUCUACUGAAAAACGCCUCUUUGAUGAUGUGUUAGCAAUGUUUGUACUUCAUCACCCUGAGCAUGGACAUUCUGUUAUUCAUCCUAUAAUUUCAUGCAUCAUUGAUGGCACGAUUGAGUACGAUAGAAGCACUCCCCCAUUUGCUUCUUUCAUUUCAUUAAUCUGCCCAAGUGCUGAUAAUGAGUAUUCUGAACAAUGGGCAUUAGCAUGUGGAGAGAUUUUACGAAUAUUAACACAUUACAAUCGACCAAUUUUCAAAGUUGAACACCCACAUGGUGAAACAGAUAGAAGCAGCAGUGGUAGCCAAGCAUCAACAAGUAACCCUACAGAUCUUCAAUCUUCUUCUUCUUCACCAUCUGGACACCAUGAAAGGAAACCACUAAGGCCUCUGUCUCCUUGGAUCACUGAUUUAUUGCUUGCUGCACCUUUAGGUAUCAGAAGCGACUACUUUCGUUGGUGUGGGGGUGUUAUGGGAAAAUACGCUGCAGGGGAACUGAAGCCACCUUCUCUUGUAAUGUCUUCUUCACGUGGAUCUGGAAAGCAUCCACAGUUAAUGCCAUCUACACCAAGGUGGGCUGUUGCUAAUGGAGCAGGUGUAAUUUUAAGUGUAUGUGAUGAGGAAGUUGCUCGUUAUGAAACUGCUACUCUAACUGCAGCUGCUGUUCCUGCUUUAUUACUUCCUCCUCCAACAACAGCCAUGGAUGAGCAUCUUGUUGCAGGGCUUCCUGCUUUAGAGCCUUAUGCAAGACUCUUCCAUAGGUACUAUGCUAUUGCUAGUCCAAGUGCUACUCAAAGACUUCUUCUUGGAUUAUUAGAAGCACCACCUUCAUGGGCUCCAGAUGCUCUUGAUGCUGCUGUUCAACUAGUCGAGCUUCUUAGGGCAGCUGAAGAUUAUGCAUCCGGGAUGCGGCUUCCUAGAAACUGGAUGCAUUUGCACUUCUUGCGUGCAAUUGGGACUGCAAUGUCAAUGAGAGCAGGGAUUGCAGCUGACUCAGCAGCUGCUUUGCUUUUCCGGAUACUAUCUCAACCGGCUUUGCUUUUUCCUCCUCUUAGACAAGUUGAAGGUGGUGAAGUCCAACAUGAACAGAUUAGUGGUUACAUUUCUAGCCAUAAAAAACAGAGACAAAUGCCAGUGGCUGAAGCAACAAUUGAAGCCACAGCCCAAGGGAUAGCUUCAAUGCUAUGUGCACAUGGACCCGAAGUUGAAUGGAGAAUAUGCACAAUAUGGGAAGCUGCAUACGGAUUAAUUCCUUUAAGUUCUUCAAUAAUCGAUCUUCCGGAAAUAAUCGUUGCAACACCUCUACAACCACCUAUCUUAUCAUGGAACCUCUACAUUCCUCUCCUCAAAGUUCUAGAAUAUCUCCCUCGUGGAAGCCCAUCAGAAGCAUGUCUCAUGAAAAUAUUCGUUGCAACAGUCGAAGCAAUUCUCCAAAGAACAUUUCCCGCUGAGUCACCAUCCCAUCAAACAAGAAAAACACGAUUCAUUUUCGGCUCUGCCUCCAAAAAUCUAGCUGUCGCCGAGCUUCGCACGAUGGUCCACUCUCUGUUUCUAGAAUCAUGCGCCACUGUCGAGUUAUCUUCUCGAUUACUUUUCGUUGUAUUAACCGUCUGUGUCAGUCACGAAGCGCAACUUCAUGUCGGAAAGAAGCAUUCCGAUUCCGGCCCGGAACCGGAAUCGGAAUCGGAAUCAUCGUCUCGGAAAAGAACAAACAAACAAGGACCCGUCGCGGCGUUCGAUUCCUAUGUUCUCGCUGCGGUUUGUGCGCUCGCGUGCGAGCUUCAGCUUUUUCCGUUGAUUUCACGAGCAAGUAACCGUUCGAAUCUUAAAGAUGGUGAAAAAUCGAGUCACGAAGUUAAAUCCAUGAACGGGAAUGGAAUCGGAAAUGGAUUCCAGAGUAGUAUUGAUUCUGCGGUGAGUCAUACGCGACGUAUACUUGCGAUUCUGGAGGCGCUUUUUUCUUUAAAACCGUCUUCUGUCGGGACUUCUUGGAGUUACAGUUCAAAUGAGAUAGUAGCUGCUGCUAUGGUGGCAGCUCAUAUAUCCGAGCUUUUCAGAAGGUCUAAAGCUUGCACACAUGCUCUCUCGGUUUUAAUCCGGUGCAAAUGGGAUAAACAAAUUCAUUCUACAGCAUCUUCGCUUUAUAAUCUAAUUGAUAUUCAUAGUAAAGCGGUUGCAUCGAUAGUGAACAAAGCAGAACCACUGGAUAUUGUACAUGUAGCUAUAAAGGAUCCUCCUCCUGUAUCAUCAUCAUCAUCAUCAUGCUUUAAUGAGUUAGCCAACUUUCUCACAAUGGAUAGACACAUUGGGUUUAAUUGUAGUGCGCGUGUUCUUUUGAGAUCGGUUUUAACAGAAAAACAAGAAUUAUGUUUUUCUGUUGUUUCGUUGUUGUGGCAUAAGAUGAUUGCGUCACCUGAAACACAACUUAAUGCAGUAAGCACAUCCGCUCAGCAAGGAUGGAGACAGGUGGUUGAUGCACUGUGUAAUGUGGUGGCAGCAUCGCCAACAACCGCUGCAACUGCCGUUGUUCUUCAGGCGGAGAGGGAAUUGCAGCCAUGGAUCGCGAAGGACGAUGAUGUCGGUCAAAAAAUGUGGAGAAUCAAUCAACGGAUUGUGAAGCUGAUUGUGGAGUUAAUGAGAAAUCAUGAAAAUCUCGAGUCAUUAGUGAUUCUCGCCACUGCCUUAGACUUCCUCCUACGUGCCACUGAUGGCAUGCUUGUUGAUGGCGAAGCAUGCACUUUACCACAACUUGAGCUUCUGGAAGCAACAGCUAGAGCAGUUCAGCCGGUGUUAGAGUGUGGAGAAUCUGGAUUGGCAGUUGCAGAUGGCCUCUCGAAUCUUCUCAAGUGUCGAGUGCCAGCUACUGUAAGGUGUUUAUCUCAUGCGAGUGCUCAUGUACGCACCCUGAGUGUAUCAGUUCUUAGAGCCAUUUUGAAUGUUGGUUGUAUAAAAUUGAAACAAAGUGGUGAACAAGUUAAUAUAGGUAGUAGCAGACAUAUUGCGUACAUGAGUGGUGAUGUCAUCGAUUGGGAAGCUGACCUGGCAAAGUGUUUGACGUGGGAAGCUCAUAGUCGGAUGGCGACUGGGAUGCCAAUUGAAUAUCUUGAGACUGCUUCUAAGGAAUUGGGAUGCCCGAUUUUUGUCUAAGGAUUGUUGAUGGUUGUAUAGUACCAUGACAUGAUAUAUGCCCAAACUUUAUUUAUUUUCAUAGACUUGAAAGGUGAUUGUUUAUUUAUAAAUAGAGACCAACCUCGCCUUUGGUUGUUGAGGUAUUUUGAUUUGUAAUCUAUUUUUACUUUUGACAAAUUGAUCUUGGACU